Molecule: messenger RNA, 1029 nt
Organism: Erythranthe guttata (spotted monkey flower)
Lineage: Eukaryota; Viridiplantae; Streptophyta; Magnoliopsida; Lamiales; Phrymaceae
Source: RefSeq, a predicted model, not a curated record
AUGGCCAACAUCGAUCCCGUAAAUGAGUCUAGAAGGGAGAAUGCACAAUACUUGACGUGUGACAAAUACGGACAUGGCCGACAAACGAAUAUCGAUGUGGAAGAUCCUAGAAACACUGGAACAAAAAAAUGUGGUUGUCCGUUCAAAUUGAUUGGCAAAAAGUCAAGGUUUGAUGAAUUAUGGCGGUUGACUGUCAGCAAUGGCAGACAUACUCAUCGUCCGGCUUUGUUUCCUCGCGGACAAGGUACGACUAGUCGUAUAACUCCACAACAGAAAGCAAGAAUUAAUGAAUUGCGAAAUUCUCACGUGAAGCCAAUGCUAAUCAUCAUGGAUAGAUUGAGGAAAGAUGAUCCGACGAUACAAACAUCUAUGAAGCAUGUUUACAAUGAGUUGGCCAAGAUUAAAUCUGAGGAAAUGGAGGGCAUGACUCUUAUUCAGUUUAUGAUGCAUAACUUUCAACAAGGCGAGUAUCGAUAUUGGCAUCGCGUCGAUAGUGAAACGAGCAACACGAUUACAUAUAUUAUGUUUGCAUGUCCCGAAUCUAUUAAGUUACUACGGCUGUUCCCGUAUGUUAUAUUGAUGGACUGCACAUACAAAACCAAUAAGUAUGGAAUGGCUCUUUUGGAAAUAGUUGGGAUAACUCCAGUUGGGAGGAAUUUUACAAUUACUGUUGCAUUUAUAAAUGUUGAGGCAAAUGCAACGAAAUUUAUAGGAGGCAACAAAGACCAAUGUUUAAUAUUUCGACGUGGGCUGUGGGCUAAGCUGGUGAAAUCAGAAACUGAAGAAGACUAUCAUUACAAUUACAAUGAAAUUGUAAGACGGUAUGCAGGGUAUCCUAGACUGAUACAGUAUUUGAAUGAUACGUGGUUGAUAUACAAGGAGAAGUUUGUUCGAGCCUACACUCGUAAUGUGUAUCAUUUUGGCAAGACGAGCACCAACAGGGUGGAGAGUGCUCAUUCUUCAGCGAAUGGUUGGUUAAAUGAUUCGACUGGAGAUCUGGAUAACGUGCAAGGCAAACUUCGGGACUAA